Molecule: messenger RNA, 2306 nt
Organism: Procambarus clarkii (red swamp crayfish)
Lineage: Eukaryota; Metazoa; Arthropoda; Malacostraca; Decapoda; Cambaridae
Product: carbohydrate sulfotransferase 10
Biological process (GO): carbohydrate biosynthetic process
Cellular component (GO): membrane
Molecular function (GO): sulfotransferase activity
Source: RefSeq, a predicted model, not a curated record
AUAGCCGGCAGCACCGGAGCGCCUUAGUCUACGCUCACUUGUGGUCGGGGGCGGGUGCGCUUCUAUUCAUGUCUUACAGUGAGUAAUAUACAUGUGAAUGUUGUCGAAAAAACUUUGACAAGUAAUUGAACAAGGUGAACUCGUUAUAUAAGUUUGUCUAACGUACGAACGGAAAGGCGGUAUAAUCAUCCCGAGAAAUUAUCGAUGUUUUAAUAAUAGUUUUAUGCAAUGUUAAUGAAAAGUUUUAAGACUGCGAUACUGGCAAGUGUUUUGACAUUGUUAGUGUACAUUAACGUAAGCCUAAACCUAGGCGAAUAUAAAGUACUGAGAAAUAAUGAGACAAAUGUUGAAAAAUUGGAGGGAAGGAAGGUGCAGGACCUAUCAAACAAUGUCUCAAAGGCCGUCACGUGGACCAGAGACCCAGAAGACAACUUCCCAAUAGCUCAAAAACGCUCUAAGCCAUCUCAAGACGUAGGCCUAGGGCUUAGUAAGCCUACUAAUAUGAUCUUAGAGAGGUCCCUAGCUGCCUCCGACCCGCCGGGGGGGAGAAGGGACGACCCGGUGUUCCCCAACGCCACCAACUGCUCCCGAAGAGACUACAACUCUGCCAUACAGAACCACAGAGGCCCCAGCAACCCGACCCGGGACCUGUACCCGUGUCGGGUGUGGCGGGUCGUCGACCCCCACCACGACCCCCGCUGGCCUGACCUCGUCCUCCCCACUAAUGGCUCUGUCCUCCACACCCUUACCCUCCACCACCACGACCCUGAGAUUGAGAGGCUGAUAUCUGAGCAAAUGGCGGUGCAGAAGGAGCGUGUUGGGCGGCUGACGGAGACCUGCCUGAGACACCCUGAAGCAGCCACCCGCCAGUACAUCAACCUGGUGUGGGAUGUGUCCAGGACGCCUCCUCUCGUCUACUGUCCUAUUUAUAAGGUGGCGUCGACGACGUGGAUGGUGUACUUCCUGCGUCUGGCCCACGUCAACGACAACAACGCCGCCCUGCACAAGUACAAGUCCAGAAGCAGAGACAGGAAGAAGUACAUGCCCCGUUUUGGUGGGGGCCACCGGAGGGUGUUCGAGGAGUACAAGGCCCCCAAGACGGCCCAGAAGAAGAGUGAAGUCUUCCGUCAGUCCCUUCGCUUCAUCGUUGUCCGCCAUCCCUUCGCCAGAUUGCUGUCUGCGUACAGGGACAAAAUUGAGAAUCCGAAACCCAAGCCGUUUGUGCCAUACUUCCUGGAUCUCCAACGGGCCAUCAUGCUCAAGUACAGAGUGGCCAACACUAAUGUUAAUUCGACAUCUCCAACUUUCUCAGAGUUUGUCAACUAUGUUAUCGACUCAACUGAGAACCUGAAGACUGCCAAGCAGUGGUAUGAAGAAGUAGUGUGCUGGACGCCAUACUGGGUGCAGUGUGGGGUCUGUAGCUCGGACUACCAGCUGGUGAUAAAGCUGGAGACGAUGGUUGCUGAUGAACAGUUUCUGGCACACGUGGCAGAUCUCAAGGAAAUUCAGAAUGUUCAUGAAUGGAGAAAUUUGAAGAGAGAUCAAGCGUCAACGGCUGUUCUUCCUGAUUACUUUAAGAGCUUAACAAAAAGACAAAUUUGGUUGCUCUAUGAUAGAUUUAAACUAGAUUUUGAUCUUUUUGGGUAUUCAAUUGAUGAAUACCUUGACUAUGUAAUGCAGUGAACAUAUCCGUAGCCUACAGGCUACUCAUGCCCGUGCCACCUCUUGUGAUGGCUUAAUCUUCAAUCAAGGAAUCACUCAGUGACCGGCAUCACUCACCACCGCUUCACGAGACUACGUGUCCAGUGUACCUCGUUAUAUGGCACAUUAAUACAUGUCAAAAUAUUCAUGCAUCGAAAACUGCUUCCAUAUCGCAAACUUGCUCACUACCACUUCUCGUCUACAGUUACUACACCCAUUAUGUUAUCAUCUCUAAUAGCCAUUAUGACAGAUUGUUGCCCUUGCAGGUAAAUUCAUGUACAGAAUUAAUACGGCCUGGUCGAGGACCGGGCCGCGGGGACGCUGAGCCUCGAAAUCAUCUCAAAGUAACUUCAAGAUAACCUCAAGGUGGGCAUGAUUAAUGUGAGGGUGAAUGAUCCACACUCGUGUGUGAGGAAGUGCUUGCAACUGCCAGCAAGUGUGCAGCUUCUGUGUUCUCGGGUCGAUUAUGUAGGUGUGUGCUCACAUGUGAGUGUCUGUCUCCUGUUGGUUUACAUUAUCUUCCUCACAAAUUCUCUGACACAAUUAAGGUUGUAACAAUCACACCUGUUUAUAAGAAUAAAGUCUCACAUUAAAUAUUAAAAGAU